This is a messenger RNA of Penicillium salamii, 876 nucleotides long. The record is from the annotation of a GenBank genome assembly. NCBI's taxonomy places the organism in Eukaryota, Fungi, Ascomycota, Eurotiomycetes, Eurotiales, Aspergillaceae.
AUGUCGUCAUACAACUCUGUCCUGUCUUUCCAGGAAGGGCUCCCGGACGGAUUCAUGAUGCGACCCUUCAGUGAGUCCGACGUGCUCCAGAACACCGUGGAACAGCUUUUGCGGAAACUGCAGGAGUCUCGCGAUGGCAGUCAAUGGAUCAUCCUUGUCGCUCUCACGUCGGCAACUGUCGAACGGCUGGCCGAUACGGAAAACCCGAUGGAAGGUCUGACCUACCGAGUUCAAUGGGAUGGCUCAGCAGCCCUCAUCAAGGUGGUCGCUGGGCACACUCAUCUGAUGGUGACGGAUGAGCUUACCAGAGCGAUUGAACACCGCAUCUCCGUCAUGCAUAAUCCUCCGAUUCACAAAUGGAACGGCCAUGCUGCGUACAGGCCCACAACAACCAACGGCAAACAAGCCGAUCAAUCGUUCCUCCCGCUUUCCCGAUGGUCGACUACCUCGCAGGCUUGGGGUUUCCCUACCCUCGUGGUUGAGACUGGCGUGCCCCAGUCACUGCUCCGGCUCCGCGCAAACGCCAAGUGGUGGUUUGCAAACACGAAUGGCGAAGUGCGGAUCGUUCUGAUUGUCAUCGUCUCCCGGGCGGGGUUCCGGAUCGAGAAAUGGCAACUGGCUCCCCCUGGUCUUGCACGUCCCCUCUCUGAGGGCGAUAUUCACGCUUUACGCCAACAGAACCCUCCUAUCCCUCCUCUCUUCGAGCAGCCCGCCGCGGUCCAGCAAGCAUAUGCGGCACAAGAGAUCGAGGUGACGGAAGAGAGAAUUGUGGGUGGGCCUCUGGUGAUCCCGUUUGUCGCUCUGUUCGGCCAAUUCCCAAACCCUGGACAGCAAGACAUUGUGCUCGGAGCGGAGGGCUUUCGUUUUCGCGGUUGA